Messenger RNA from Rotaria socialis, 1350 nucleotides. The record is from the annotation of a GenBank genome assembly. Lineage: Eukaryota; Metazoa; Rotifera; Eurotatoria; Philodinida; Philodinidae.
AUGAUCACGGGUGAUCAAUUAGAAAUUGCCAAAGAAACAGGACGUCGCUUGGGCAUGGGUGAUACCAUGUACAUCUAUGCUGACAUAAUCAAACAGGCAGAAGCCCGAGGAUCAAACAGUGAAGAAUAUAAUGUGAAUGAUGUAGUGAUUUUGGCUGACGGGUUUGCUAGCGUGUUUCCCGAGCACAAGUAUGAUAUUGUCAAAAGACUGCAAGAAAUGGAUCAUAUGGUAGCAAUGACAGGUGAUGGCGUUAAUGAUGCACCGGCUUUGGCUAAAGCAAAUGUUGGUGUUGCCGUUGCAGAUGCAUGCGAUGCAGCUCGAUCAGCUUCUGCAAUCGUCUUAAUAGAGCCCGGUCUUUCUGUGAUUAUUGAUGCUAUUUUGGGGUCUCGCCAAAUUUUCGCUCGCAUGACGAGCUACUCCAUAUACACUUGCUCAAUUACAAUUCGUAUUAUUCUUUCUUUUUCGCUGCUGAUCUUCAUAUACCAAUAUGAUUUUCCUCCAUUUAUGCUGCUCAUUUUAGCAAUUUUUAAUGAUGGAACCAUGAUGACCAUAGCCGAUGAUCGAGUGCAGCCAUCUCUGGAACCAAGCAAAUGGCGAUUGAAGCGCAUAUUUAUAUCGGCAAUAGUUUACGGUAUCUAUUUGACUGCCUCAACUAUAGUAUUUUUUAUCAUCACUACUCAGACCAAUUUCUUGGAAAACACAUUCGGUAUUAGUCCUAUUGAGCCAACUGGCGGGGAUACUCCCGAAAGUUCUCGCUCACACUCUAUCAUCUAUUUACAAGUGUCCAUAAUCAGCCAAGCAUUAAUCUUCACUACUAGAUCUCAGAGCUUCUUUUUCACCGAACGACCAACUAUGUUGCUGAUAAUUGCUUUUAUCGUCGCUCAAACGGCUAGUACAUUGAUCGCGGUCUAUGCUGAUUGGGGGUUUACCAACAUUAUUGGUUGUGGAUGGAGUUUAGCAGCAAUUGUUUGGGUUUACGAUAUCAUUUGGUUUAUUCCGCUCGAUUUUGUCAAAUUCGGCCUUCAAAUGGCAUUCGCUCGUAGCCUAGGAGGUGCUAAACCGUUCAAUGAUGGGUGUGACAAUUUUUUCUCGAAUAUUUGCAAGAGAAGUGCCGUAGCACCAGAGCACACUGUUACAAUACGACGAGCGUCCCAUCAUCGAUCAUCGCGACCAUCAUUGAACGAUGGUGAGGAUAUAUCAACGCGACUCAGUUCGCGUCUGCAACAUAAAUCUGUAAUUGCCAAAAUCGAUGAAUUGGCGGAACUGGGCGCAUCUUACUACACACCUCACACUGAUAUACUUUCAGGAUUGAAACGUAAAGCUAAGAUAUCGAGAUCAUCUUCACAUUGA